AUGUCCCUGGGUGCACUAUGGCGACACUACAGUGUCCGCGUGGAUGACGUAUAUGCAGUGAAGUUACAACCGGACUACGUUGAUGGGCAGGGCUUUGUGAAGAUGACGACGGUAGAGAAGCUGUUCGUCCAGAUCUUCGAGCGAAAGAACAGGAUAAUUCAACAAGUCAAGCAACAAACAGACUUGUACAAUCAACACCUUGCUUCGAAAUGUCUCAUUGAUGGAAUCACCCCUCCUUCGUGGCUGUGGAACCCUAAUUUUCACUCUCAAGCCUCAGAUCCGAAAGGUGCGCUGUUACAACCGGACUACGUUGAUGGGCAGGGCUUUGUGAAGAUGACGACGGUAGAGAAGCUGUUCGUCCAGAUCUUCGAGCGAAAGAACAGGAUAAUUCAACAAGUCAAGCAACAAACAGACUUGUACAAUCAACACCUUGCUUCGAAAUGUCUCAUUGAUGGAAUCACCCCUCCUUCGUGGCUGUGGAACCCUAAUUUUCACUCUCAAGCCUCAGAUCCGAAAGAACUGAAGAAAGAAGAUCUGAUUUCUGAGCUCCUACUUCCACAUCUACAACCUACAGUCACUUCCUUUAGUAGUCAUUGCUAUCUGUAUGGCAAGCCCAUUGUUACAGGUGAUAAUGAAGAGCUAUCACGCAUGGAAACCCAGGCUUUCCACAGGGAUCUCAAUGCAGAAGAUGGGCCAAGCACAAUGUCCGAGUGCCAUGAGAAUAACAUGGAAUGUGCCUUAAAUACAGUUCCUGAGAUUGAUGUUAGUGUUACCUCUCCCCAAAAUCAAGCGGAAUUAAGCAUCUCAAACACUUAUACUGCACAAGAUCAGUCACUGGCUAGAAUUCAAAGGUCCAGGUCAAGGCAAAAGGCUUUAGAGCUUCGCAAUAGUGCAAAAAAUGUAGCUAAAAGUCUUUUAAGACAUGAAAAUAACACCAAUGUUUCUUGUGAGAUGACAUUGCCCAGGAUUGCUUCCCAACAGACUGAUCAUAUAGAUGAGUUGGGGCAAUUGGCCAGAAAUUCUGAUGUUGGUAGCGGAAGUUGUUCAGUGAGGGAAGCAGAAGAAAGAGUUUGUCUGAAUAAUGAAAAGGACACCAGCAUUUACUGUGGUAGAAUUACAAGAUCUAGAAGCUCUUGCAGAGAACGCAGCUGUGGGAAUGAUGCUAUGAGUUUAGAUAUCUCUUCGGAUAAUGUUAAGAAAGAUAGUGGUACACUAGAACGAUCUACAGUUAAUUCACUGCAGCACUGUAACAGUGUUAAUGAGUUAUUAGAAGUCGUAAACCCUUUUGAUGUCACUACUGAAGAUUGCAUAGUUAGAAAAGCAAUAACAGGAGUUUGCAGGGACAAGGAAGAAAGCGGAAAUGUUUAUGGUAGUAGAAUUACAAGAUCUAGGACUUCUAGCCAACCACCUAGUUGUCUGAACGAGUCUUCAAGGCUUGACGUUACCACUUGUAGUGCCAAGGCAGAUGGUAAUAUGCUUGCUCAGUUAAACAGCAAAUCAAUAUGCCACCUUGAUGAUGACAAUAACUUGCAGAAAUUGGCCCAACCUUCUGGUGAGUUUAGUGGUAGAAGGACAAGGUCGCAAACUACUUUGAAUGAAGGAAUAUCGACGUCGAUCAAGACUUCCAGUAUUCUCAAUCCUGGAGCUCAAUCAUCCAAAUCAGGUGCUGCAAACAUUUCUCUACUUGCAAACUUGUUAAACAGGGCUGAAGGAUAUGAGCUUCAGAAUUUAUCAGGUGGUCAAGUAAUCAUUCCUUGUCCUGAAACCCAAGUUGUUGCUGAUCAGGAAGGAAUUGCUGAAACUGUAAUAGGGAUUGAGCUUGUUUCAGAUGAUAUAGUUGAAGAUCUGUCCAUCAGCAGGUCUAACUUGGAUGGGGCAAAUCAAAGUACGGGGUUGGAAGGCUUGGUAACAAGGCCUGCCCCUGAUUGUUGUAUGUUUGUGAAACCCAAGCAACUGGACUUUGAUGACAUGGAAGUUCAUAGCUUGAAUGAAACUUUUGGUCCUAACUUUGAGAACAGUAUGUUGGGCAAAUCAUCAGAAAAGAUGUGUUGGCUUCUGUCAGAGACAGUAGCAUCAGUGGAUAGAGAAACAUCUGAUGACCUCAACGGGAAAACUUGGGAGAAGCAUUCACUGGUGAAGCCGACCAUCUCAAGAGAACCUGAGGACGUUUGGAGGGGUUCUUUUGAUGCUGUUGUUGAAGGUGCUGUUCAAAUGAAGAAAUCUGGAACUACUAUGAGCGAGGAUUCUAUGCCAAAGAGUAUCAGAGACAACUCUGAGGCCAUCCAGCAUAUUCAGAACUCUCCAGUUUGUCACGACACGGAUGUUGCACUAUCGAAUGUUAAUAAGAGCUUUGAUGUAGAAGGGAAUCAGGUGAAAUCUCUUUCAACAGAAAGGUUUAAGUCUUCACGGGAGCUGCGAAUUGAAGAGGGUGAACGUGGUUAUGAAGGAAUGGAUAGAAGUGCAACCGCCUCUUAUUUUUUCAGAGGCAACCACUUAGAGGCACCCGAGGUCUCAAGCUUGACCAAACAUGCUACUGGAGAUUUCCAAGAUUGCUCAGAUGAGGAAGUGGGAACGGCAGAUCUAACUUGUGCUUUCAUUGAUGCAAACAGUCAGUGUUGUGUGCAAGAUAAUCAAAAUUUGUUGCAUCUUGACAAUGUGCUUUAUUCCAGGAAUACAGGCAAUUUGGCUUGUAGUAUAAAAAGCCCGGAUGUAAAGACCUCUCAUCAGAGAGAGGAUGGCUUGCUUACAUAUGGUUCAGUUGGGGCUCCACAUUGUGAGGAUGAGAACCUAAGUUUGAACAUAAGGGAAAUACAACUUGAAAAAAAGUCCUCUUCGCCAGACACAAGUUUCAGCUCUGCCAAACUGGGUUCAUGGCCUCAGUUGAAGAGGAGAAAGAUUGAGGAUCAACUGACUAAUUCCUUCUCUGCUUCCCCAAGCUUUAGGGUGCAAAAGCUUUAUGGUGUUCAAGGGGAUCCUACAAGUAGAUGCAUGCAGAGUGUUGAAAAUAAUUCAGAAAUUGUUCUAAAAUUUGAAGACUUUCCAGUUUCUUGUGAUGCAUCACAAACAAAUGUCAAUAAGAGUUCUGCUGUUGGAAUGUGUCAGAAGUUGAAAUGCGAAUCGACAGAAGGAGUUGAGUCUUUGUUUGAGUUUCAAAGUGAAGAGGUUGAACUGAACUCUAAGGAGAGAGAUAAGAUUGCAGAGAUCCCUUUGGCAUUCACCCAUGAAUUAUUAGGGUCAUCCCUGGUCUCAAGUUUGAAUGAACGGGCAGCUCUUGGUUCAGAAAAUUGCUUGGUUCAGGAAGUGGGCAUGUCAGAUCCCAUUAGCACUGUUCUUGAUGCAAGAAAACACUCCAAAAAGCACAGUGACCAACUCUUAUUGCAUCUUGCGAAUAAAGUUAAUCAGAUAAAUGGUGAAGAUUUGACUUGUAUUGAGAGAUCCCAACGGGAAAGAAAAUUUCAUCUUGGGGAGGAUGGGCUACCUUCAUAUUGUGCAGUUCAGUCUCCACACAAUAUUGAUACUGACCAAACUCUGCCUGUGUUUGAGGGUUUCAUCAUAGAUCCGCAAACAGAGGAUGAAGAACCAGGUAUUGCUGAAGAUAGGAUCAACUUUGACAAACUUGACCUUCCAAGUUCCACAAUAGAACGUGCUAGUAUUUUGGAGCAGAUUUGCAAAUCUACCAGCAGGCAUACACCAUUGCCCCAUUUUUCCUCAACAUUUCAGUUUCAAAGAACCAAAGAUUUGCACCAAUCUGUACCGAAUGGAAUUCUUGAGCACAUGGAAUCAAGGAGCACUUUACUUCUAUGUGAUGAUGUUGGCAAACAGCUUUGGGCCAGUUAUGGUUGUAUGGAUGAAGUCAACACUCUUCGGGGUGUUUCAUAUUCUGAUUGCAUACCAUAUUCUGGUGCUCAAAUUGGUUGGAAUUCAAAAAAUCCAUGCACAUCUCCUGUUGGAAAGCUGUGGGAAAAUAUCUCAUCAAACUCUGGAAGUUCCGAGAAGCGCUUAAGCUCAAAUCCAGAGCUGAUUUGCUUCCCGAUUGAGGAAGAUUCCAAGCUGAUUUGCUUCCCGAUUGAGGAAGAUUCCAGUAUGAGUGAAGAAACUGAGAAUGCAGAUGAAGUGGCUAAUAAUACCCAAGAAGGCGUCAAUUCCACAGUGAUGAACCCAUCUGCCAAAAGAGAACCACUUGCUGAUGUAACAAAAGCAUGCUCAAAUCUUCCUCCAUUGGUUUGUGAAGCAGGAAAAUUUCCUGGUAGAGGUAGUGUAGAUUCGGUAAACACAGAAGUCAGCAUCACAGGUGCUCAUAAUAAGGUAAAACAGAAGCUUCAUAAUCGUUACAGCAAUAAGAGGAGAGGUACAAAUGAGGCAAAGGAGAACCAAGCCUUAUCAAUGGGCGCAAAUGAUGUUAAGAGGCCUAAUGUAUCACUCCAUAACAGGUUUAGUAAGCCAAAGUUAUCAAGUAAAACUAGUUUGAAGAAAGGUGGUGUAAAGAGACUCUCAGAGAAGGAACAUAAGCAUAACAACAUAGUUUCGAGUAUAACGUCUUUCAUUCCACUAGUUCAACAGAAAAAAGCCGAUGCAGUUUGUGCAGGGAAGAGAGACAUUAAAGUGAAAUCUCUGGAGGCUGCUGAAGCUGCAAAACGCCUUGAAGAAAGAAAACAGAAUGAACGUAAGACAAAGAAAGAAGAAUUGAAGCUUGAGCGAGCACGAUUGCAACAAGACAAUUUGAGGCAAAUGGAGUUAAAUAAGAGAAAGAAAGAGGAGGAACAGAAGAAAAAAGAGGCUGAUGCAGCGGCAAGGAAGAGAGUGAGAGAUGAAGAAGAGCAGAAGGAGAGGGAAAGGAAAAGAAAGCGGAUUGAAACACGGCGACAUCAGAGAGAUCAAGUGGAACAGUUAUGUGGUGGGAAGGUGGAGAAAGAAAGACAUUGCAGCACUGUAGAUGAGAAAAGGGAUCAGAAAAUGGAAAACGAAAGAGAAGAUGUCUUGAAAAAUCCUGAGACUCGAGCAAGGACAGGUGUAAUUUUGGCCAGUGAUGUCCAACAAGGUGGCUCUGCUUGUAAGGAUUGUGAUGCAUCUAUUGAUUCUCGCGGCAAUGGGAAGGAAAUGAGCAUGUUGGAUAAAUCAACUAAGAAUGACUUGGUUACCAAGACAAGUCCAGAAAAAUCGUACGAGAUUUCUCCUUAUCAUUGCUCAGAUGACGAAGAAGCGGAAGAAGAGGACGACGUACCUUCUAAAAAAUUUACUCCUCCAUGGGCCAGUAAAAACCGUGUGGCUCUGGUUAUUUCCUCGCAGCAAAAAAUUGACCCUGACGUAAUAUUUCCACUAGAAAGCUUUUGCAGUAUGGAUGAAGUUCUCCUGCCCCGAAAGCUACAACAGAAAUAA
Molecule: messenger RNA, 5376 nt
Organism: Ilex paraguariensis (yerba mate)
Lineage: Eukaryota; Viridiplantae; Streptophyta; Magnoliopsida; Aquifoliales; Aquifoliaceae
Source: the annotation of a GenBank genome assembly